UUAAUUAUGCAAGUUGAUAGCAAAACAUAAUAUCUUCCGUGCUGUGUCUCCAUUGCAAUUCUCGGUCGUUGUGACAAAAAGGGGCAAAUAUUGGCGCUGUUCAUUUUCUUCAAUUUUCGCGGGAUUUCUUCACCUCUGCUUCUGUUGGAUGGAGGGUAGGCUGGCUGAAGAACUUUAUGCUGAAAGUUUACAAUUCUCAAAAUUAGAAUUAAGUUCAAACCAUGCUCAUAGUCACGAAGAUAAGUUAAACGAUUGUGAUGGUGAUCAUUUGAGCCUUGAUGAUUCUUUGUGGGAUGAUUCUGAUGACAAGGUGGAUAACUCAUCAGAUUUGGACAGGGAGUGGCAGCGGAGGCAUGACCAGUUUCAUACGAUUGGGUAUCGAGAUGGUCUUAUAGCCGGGAAGGAAGCUUCUGCACAGGAGGGAUUCAAUAUCGGUUUUAAACAAUCAGUCCAUGCUGGUUAUAGCUGGGGUGUUGUAAGAGGUGUAGCCAGUGCUUUUGCUCACCUUCCUGAUCAGUUAAAAGAAAAGUUGGUUGAAACACUAGAAAAGAGAAAUGAAUUCCAAGGGUUGUAUGAAUCAGUGCAAUCUUUGUCAACAACAGAUGCCCUUAGGUUGUUUCAUGAAGACAUCAAAGCACAAGAAGCUUCCGAACAAGAAACUUCACACAACUCUCCUCUGAAAAAUUAUCGUGGACAACUUGAAUCUCUGAUUUCUGAUUCUCCUGCCAUUGACAGUCAUUUACCUGAACCGAAAUAAAUGGUAAUAUGUUGUUGUAUGUAAAACACUUUAGGAAGGGUAAGGGCUUCUUGGUGGAAAAUAUCACACAUUUGCAUGACUGUAAAAACUUAUAAGUUGUUGUAAUUGAGUUCCUUCCAAAAACUCUUUUUUGGUAAUGAAAGCCAGAAUUUUUAUACAAACAAGUGUUCAUUUACUUCUUUCUUGGCAGAAACAGAAUUGUAAUUAAUCUUAAAUAGUUGAAACAGAAUGAGUUGUUUGCUUUUUCUUUCUGUAUACUUAA
This is a messenger RNA of Cicer arietinum (chickpea), 1019 nucleotides long. RefSeq lists its product as uncharacterized. The record is from RefSeq and is a predicted model, not a curated record. NCBI's taxonomy places the organism in Eukaryota, Viridiplantae, Streptophyta, Magnoliopsida, Fabales, Fabaceae.